Messenger RNA from Solanum dulcamara, 1149 nucleotides. RefSeq names its product RNA exonuclease 4-like. Gene Ontology annotation, cellular component: nucleus. The coding region runs from base 1 to 1062 and encodes 353 amino acids. The transcript has 7 exons. Gene Ontology annotation, biological process: rRNA processing. NCBI's taxonomy places the organism in Eukaryota, Viridiplantae, Streptophyta, Magnoliopsida, Solanales, Solanaceae. Gene Ontology annotation, molecular function: 3'-5' exonuclease activity; nucleic acid binding. The record is from RefSeq and is a predicted model, not a curated record.
AUGGACCAUAGGGAUGAGACUUCUCAGACUCUCAGGAUCAAAUGUGCAGCAUGCUAUAAGAAGUUCAACCAAAUGGAGCUUCUAGUUGAACACAUGAGGACAUCGUGUCAUUCAGUUCAUGAACCCAUGUGUUGGAUUUGCGAAAAACACUGUCGAUCUUUUGAUUCUUUGAGACAACACCUUAUCGGGCCAUUACCAAAGGCUGAUUGUGAGAAGAUUUUUAAGAAGCGAGGAUGUGACAUUUGUUUGACGUUCCUUCCUAGCCAGAAUGCACUAAGGGCACACAAGGAAUUGUGUCAACUCUCACGCUCAAAUAAUGGUUUGCUCUAUCGCAUGGCUAGAUUGGGGUUUCAAGAGGACUUAAGGAUUGACCAUAUCCGUGGAAAAGUUGUUGCUCUUUCCUGCAAAAUAGUAGGGGGUGGCAUCGAUGGCUCUCUUGACCUUUGUGCAAGAGUUUGCCUCAUUGAUGAACAUGAAAGAAUACUCUAUGACUCCUACGUUGAACCAAAUAUUCCAAUCACUGAUUACAGGUACGAAACAUCGGGGGUAAGGCCAGAAUACAUGAGUGAUGCAGUGCCACUAAAUCAAGUAUCAAGAAAGAUUCAACAUUAUCUUUGUAAUGGGGAACCUCUUUGGCAAAUUCGUUCUACAAGUGGAAUGGCUAGGAUCCUUGUUGGUCACAAUUUGGAUCAUCAUUUGAAUUGCUUGCAACUCGAGUACCCAUCAGUAAUGAUAAGGGAUGCUGCAAAAUACCCUCCACUGAUGGAUACAAACAAGAUCAGCAACUCUCUCAAGUACUUGAGCAAAAAUUAUCUUGGGUAUGAGAUUCAAAGAGGAGUGCAAGAUCCAUAUGAUGACUGUGUUGCAACAAUGAGGCUGUACAUGAGAAUGAAAUCACAAGCUCAUAGAAGGGAGGACUAUCCACUUGUCAUUGACCCACGACAUUGUAAUAUUUUUGGGUCAUGGGGGCAAAGUGAGUUUGAGAGGAUGACGCCUUCACAGUUGCUGGAAAUCUCACGGUCUGAUUAUUACUGCUGGUGUUUGGAUUCCUACAUAAAUUGAUCUACUGGACGACAAUCGACAAUGAUAUUAGUGAUGUAGAGGCAAACUGAUUAAGAGGGAAAAACACUCUUUAUUAGACAACAUUUA